UCGCAACAUCUGUAUCGACUGCCAAUAGCUCGUCAAUCCAUAACUACCAUCCUUGAUCCACAUUUCAACCCCUUGUCCAAUCUCUCGGUAUCUUCAUCUGAUCACAACACACAGUCCACAGUCUUCCACCGCCACCAUGCCAUCCGCCAUCGCCAUCAAGCAAAUUGAAGGCAAGCCAGGCAAAGUAUACUACCCGCUGGAAAAGAUCACAAUUCCAGAACCCAAGCCAAAAGACAACGAAGCCGUCAUAACCCUCACAGCUGCCGCCCUCAACCACCGCGACCUCUUCAUCCGGCAACACCUCUACCCCGGUACCACAUUCGGCGUGCCCCUGCUCGCCGACGGUGUCGGGCUCGUCACCUCUGCCGGCCCUGCCGCGAAGCAAUGGCUCAACACGCGCGUCAUCCUCAACCCGGGUACGGGCUGGGCGGCCUCUGCCGACGGCCCCGAGCAUCCCAAGGGCUACGCGAUUCUGGGCGGCACCAAGACCAACCCCGCCGGCACGCUGGCCGAGUCCAUUGUCCUCGAUCAGGACGAGCUGGAGACGUGUCCCGAGCAUUUGAGCGACGCCGAGGCCGCGGCGCUGCCGCUGACGGGGUUGACUGGGUGGCGCGCUUUUAAAAUCAAGUGCGGGGAUAACGCGCAGAAAGGGCGGAAUAUACUCGUUACUGGUAUCGGCGGCGGGGUGGCGCUGAUGGUGCUGCUGUUUGCGGUUGCGGAGGGGUGUAAUGUGUUUGUCACGAGUGGAGAUCAGGGGAAGAUCGAUAAGGCGGUCAAGUUGGGUGCCAAGGGGGGCGUGAGUUAUAAGGACAAGGACUGGGAUAAGAAGCUGCAGGCGAUGCUUCCGUCAGAUAGGAAGUAUCUGGAUGCGAUUGUGGACGGGGCGGGCGGGGAUGUUAUUGCGAAGGGAAUCCGGCUGCUGAAGGCUGGCGGUAUUAUUUCCAUCUACGGCAUGACGAUUAGCCCAAAGAUGGACUUCCUGAUGAGCGCUGUGCUGCGUAAUAUCGAAGUCAGGGGCUCGACGAUGGGGAGCCGCAAGGAGUUCGCGGAUAUGGUACAGUUUGUGCGCGAGAAGAAACUGAGGCCGGUCGUAAGUCGGAGUGUCCACGGGCUAGAUAUCAAGCAGAUCGAUACGCUGUUUGACGACAUGAAGAACGCAAGCCAGUUCGGGAAGCUGGUCGUGACAUUGGGGGACAAGAGUAGUAAAUUGUGAGCAGCAUAAGUGGGUAUGAGGAAGAAUAAAUUUUGAUGAAAUGCACGGAACUAAUCAGGUUCCGAUGGCUUAAAAGCUGGCUGCUCACCUGCCAAUAGCAUGG
Molecule: messenger RNA, 1316 nt
Organism: Didymella exigua CBS 183.55
Lineage: Eukaryota; Fungi; Ascomycota; Dothideomycetes; Pleosporales; Didymellaceae
Product: NAD(P)-binding protein
Exons: 3
Coding region: 137-1213 (358 amino acids)
Molecular function (GO): oxidoreductase activity
Source: RefSeq, a predicted model, not a curated record